Messenger RNA from Coniophora puteana RWD-64-598 SS2, 363 nucleotides. RefSeq lists its product as uncharacterized. The transcript has a single exon. The record is from RefSeq and is a predicted model, not a curated record. The annotation marks the transcript as partial. NCBI's taxonomy places the organism in Eukaryota, Fungi, Basidiomycota, Agaricomycetes, Boletales, Coniophoraceae.
AAAAUUAUCUGGAUCACUGAAGAAAUAGGGUCGGGAAAGUCAUCUGUUGCUCACUCUCUCGCCGAACACCUCCGAGAGGAGGGCAAGCUAGCAGCCUCGUUUUUCUUUGCGCGAAACCACCCUAAACGAAACAACUUUGAUAAUCUUUUCCUCACACUUGCAUAUCAACUUGGCCUACACCACCCACGUGCGCGGGAUAUCAUUACCCAAGCCAUCGUAGACGACCCCGCCCUACUGUUCCCUGAAAAAUCUCGCCGUGAUCAAUUCGAGAAACUCAUAAUCGUUCCAUUGAAAGAUCUGGCUCGUGUUUGGAAGAUGAAUGACAAAGCGGCAAUGACGAUCAUUUUGGACGCUGUUGACGAG